Molecule: messenger RNA, 3269 nt
Organism: Xiphophorus hellerii (green swordtail)
Lineage: Eukaryota; Metazoa; Chordata; Actinopteri; Cyprinodontiformes; Poeciliidae
Gene: slc17a9b
Product: solute carrier family 17 member 9b
Exons: 13
Coding region: 386-1786 (466 amino acids)
Biological process (GO): transmembrane transport; ATP transport
Cellular component (GO): membrane
Molecular function (GO): transmembrane transporter activity
Source: RefSeq, a predicted model, not a curated record
GAAACUGUAGCGGAAGAAGAAAGGACUGGCUGUGCAGAAAAAAGCCUAACAUCUGAAUCACUUCCUGAUUAACCCCAUCGACCGCGCGGAGAGCUGCGAGCCUCACAGGCUGGAGCAGCAGGAGGAGGAGGCUGAAGAGAAAAAGUGACACGUGGAUUAUUCCUCCCAGGGCAUCAGGAGCAACACACUCCCUCCUCUGGCUUUAGUUCCGCGACUUGGUGAUAGACUCAAACAUCGAAACCUUGUGAAUGUGACCGCGUCAAUACUACCACCCCCUCCUUCCACCUCUACACGUUGUUGGUUUUUUCCUCACUGACAGAUCGAAAAUAGGGUGAAAGUGAACAGCAGGAGCCUUUGACAAGAGUCUGCCGUCACCUCGCGUUGAAUGGCAGUUAUUCAAAAACAUGGCAAGAGCUCUAGUCCAGAUUUGGUCUGUCACAAGGAGAACGUCCCGCCUGACAAGAUCGGAGCACCUGGAUGCCACAAGAAGCGGCCUGAAGCGCACUCCAACUGGCCGAGGCCAGUGGCGAGGAUAUGGACAGUGGUGCUGCUGUUGGGAACAUGCCUCCUUUACUGCGCCCGUGUGGCAAUGCCCAUCUGUGCCGUUAGCAUGGCGGAGAAGUUCAAUUGGACCAAGAGAGAGUCCGGCAUGGUGCUAGGCAGCUUCUUCUGGGGAUACUGCUUCACCCAGGUAUUCGGCGGUUACGUCAGUGACCGUGUUGGAGGUGAGAAGGUCCUCCUGCUGUCAGCAGCAGCCUGGGGGUCCAUGACAGCUUUCACUCCGAUCCUCGCCCACCUUUGCUCCCAGCCAAUCUUCUCCAUGACGCUGGCCCGCUUCCUCAUGGGCCUGUUACAAGGAGUUCAUUACCCUUCUCUGGCAAGCCUGUGUUCACAGAAGGUGGUUGAGAGUGAGCGAGGCUUCCUCAUGAGCACUGUGGGGAGUGGCUCCUACCUGGGCACUCUUGUGAUUGGAGGUGUUGGUUCUCUCAUGCUGGACCUGUAUGGUUGGGAGAGUGUUUUUUAUGUGUCUGGUCUCCUGUCAGUCCUCUGGGCUUACUGCAUGUGGAAAUACCUGCUUAAAGGAGAAGGCCCUAUAAUUACACUUGAGUCCCUGGGUAAUGGUGGGACCCAGCCGAAACUUAAUAAAAGGCAUUGGGCACGACUCCUCAAGCAACCUGCAGUCUGUGCUGUGAUAGUAACACACCUUUGCACAGCAAGCACUUUCUUCACCCUUCUAUCCUGGCUGCCAACCUUCUUCAAGGACACCUUCCCUGAUGCCAAGGGUUGGGUGUUCAAUGUCAUUCCUUGGUUGGUAGCCAUACCCUCAUCUCUGUUUAGUGGCUGCCUAUCUGACCAUCUUAUUUGUCAAGGUUUCGACACCGCCUCAGUAAGGAAGUUAAUGCAGUUUUUCUCUAUGGGUGUGUCCAGUGUGUUCACGGUCCUGCUGUGUGGUAAUACCACGUUCUCCUGGGCUGUAGCUUUUGUGUCGGCCACCAUGGGUCUCACUACGUUCAGUCACAGCGGGGUUUCCUUAAAUGUUCAAGAUCUCGCUCCUUCUUGUGCCGGAGCUCUAUUUGGAAUUAUGAAUACAUGUGGGGCAUUCUCAGGAGUCCUGAUGGUGUACUUCUCGGGGUAUCUCAUUGAGGCCACAGGCUCGUGGGCGUCAAUGUUUGCCCUCAUCACCACAGUCAACCUGAUGGGCCUCUUCACCUUCCUGGCAUUUGCCGAGGCUCGCAGAGUCGAUAUCGACUCCAGCAGGGUUCGCCACCAUAGCAUCCACAUCUAAAUCGUUGAUGGAGCGAGUGUGUCUAUGAAAAUGUUACGGUGGUUAACCUAUAGGCAGAUUAUCCACAUUGGAUUAUUAUCCAAUAGAUGAUGAGCGGCAUCUUGCACAGUUGAGAUGGGAGAAAUGGUUGUUUAGCUCUGCGUUUACUAGAGGACUGUAAGGCUACUGAAAAGCACACAGCAGAGCAUUGUUACUGAGAAACUCUAGUUGGGAUUCAGAAGGAGGGGAGCUCUGUCCGUUCAGAGAAAAUGUAGGAGAGUAUACUAGCACUACAUCCAGGUUACAGCUGGUGAAGUGGUUAAACAUUUGAGAGGAAACUGUUUACAUUUGUAAUGGAUUACAGCCCACAUCGGAAGUGGAAAAGGUGCAGAGAUUGUUUUUUGAAAGCUGUUGCUAAGUGUUGGGUACAACAGAGGUAACUCAGUGGUGGCAGUAUUGGCUUGAGGUGCUCUCUAGCUGUGACAGACAAAGCUAGACUUCUUCUUACCUUGUAGGUGACCCAAGGAGAGUCCAAACUCUUCUACCUGGAGCAUUUUACUCGUAAGCCCCAUAAACUUAUCACUGAGAUAAAUGUCCGAGUGACAUCUCAUUAAGCGCCCGCUAAUGACUCUGGCGGACACCCUUAAUGUUGUGUACAAUUUACCUUCAGCGGACCUUGUGUUUGCAGUUACAGACUCGUCCUAUCAGUUUUCAAUGGGGGUCAGAAAGCUUUAGGGCUUAGCUUUAGCUAAGUGCUUUCUCUCUGAUAGAUGUAUUAAAUACAAUAAUGCAAUUUGUAAGACCAAAGGUUAAUAGUAAAUUAUUAUUUUUUUCUAUGUUAUAGCAUCUAAUAAAAUGUCUCAUUAAAUUAUUUUUGAGUAAUUUCAUAUUUAUAUGGAUUUGAAAUAUUUUUUUUCUUGAAGAGAAAUUAAUGUGGAAGAGAGAAAAAAUAUGAAAGGAUAAAUGGAAAAGAUGAGACCUGAUUGUGUGUGUGUUAAUCCUAUCUUGUUCUUCCUCUAAAAAAUAAAUGUUUUUAUGUUUGGCACACGUGUUUAUCAGGAAGAUAUCCAGAUUUUAAUUUCCCAUUUUGUUACUGAAGUCUUACUGUAAAUGAUCACAGUGGGACUGGGAAAACUUGAUUGUCUCUUCAUUGUCUUAUUGGACCAGUGUUUGUUUUCAACACUUGACAUAAUGAAAUUUACUGCAGAUAAAAGGGUUGAAGAGAUUUAUUAAGGCUACAGAUGUAAAAAAAAAAGACAAUUUUACUACAGAGGAUAUAUCAACAAAUACCAGCCGACUGAUUCUGAGUGUUAAAGCAGUGGCCUUCAGAACACAGUUUUCAUUUGAAAUGCAUUAUGCUCAUUUACUUUACUUAUGCAUUUAUUAUUUUGUGCCUCAUUUAAGCAACAAAGGAUUUGCAGUUCUGGUUAUUAAUAAAGUUGUAGGAAUUUUGUUGUUAUGUUUUUGUGUGAGUUGUUUAUGUGAAUACAAAGCAAUGGCAGGU